Messenger RNA from Selaginella moellendorffii, 2061 nucleotides. Its product is annotated as protein TOO MANY MOUTHS. The transcript has a single exon. NCBI's taxonomy places the organism in Eukaryota, Viridiplantae, Streptophyta, Lycopodiopsida, Selaginellales, Selaginellaceae. Gene Ontology annotation, molecular function: protein binding. Gene Ontology annotation, cellular component: plasma membrane. The coding region runs from base 462 to 1850 and encodes 462 amino acids. The record is from RefSeq and is a predicted model, not a curated record.
UCUUUAGUCGUAUCACAGCGAUGUUCUGUUGUCAUUUACUGUAGCCCCACUUCUACUUCCGCUUCCCGGUUGAUGAUUUUUGUUUCUUGCUUCUGCUGCCCAUCCUUUUUUUCUUCUAACUUUGCCCGUUCUGUUUCCUGCUCUGCAUUGACAUUCCGAUAUCGCCUCUAGCUUCCACUCAGCUGCGCAUGUAUAAAUGGCGCUUCGUCCCACCUUUUGCUCCUGUUUGGAGCGAGGAUGUCUGGCCAUUUUGAGAUAAAUGAGCCGCAGCGGCUAAUCAUUGUCUUUAGCUGCCCGCAAAGUUCCAUACUGGGAAAACAGUUGGCCGGUCCGGUUACCAAUCCCUGUGAGUUCCGCAUACUAUUUGAGAGAGCUCAUUCACCCACCAUCCACUGUGUGCGCAGCCAUCUUCUCUUAUAAGGCUGCACCUCUUUCUCCUUCCUCGAGAACUUCCACAAGCCAUGGCGGCGGCGGCUUUCGUUUCCUCCUCGUCUUCGCUCUUCCUCCUGCUCUUGAGCUUCUGCCUCGUAGUCUUGUCUCGGUCGCAGCAGAUGAACGCUCAGGAGGAGCCGGUCACAGAUCCAGUCGAAGCAGCGGCCGUCUUCCAAGUCUUGCAGGGAAUCAACUACGAGAUUGAUUGGAAGGGGAUGUUCCCAGGCGAUCCCUGCACCGGAGGCCCCCACGGCAUAACCUGCGACAUCGACUCCAACAACGUCUACCACGUCGUGGAGCUCAACCUCGGCUGGGUGUCCGACUACGUCAACAAUCCUCCAUGCAGCUUCAACGCCUCCAUCCACCCCGCAAUUUUCAGAUUCAAGCACCUCAAGAAGCUCUUCUUCUACAAGUGCUUCGUCCACUCGCCUGUGUCCAUACCCCCGGAGAUAAUCCAGCUCAAGGACACGCUCCAGCACCUCACUUUCCAGAACAAUCCUUCUCUCGUAGGCACCAUCCCCGUGGAACUGGGAAAUCUCACCAGCUUGGAGAGGCUCGUCCUUGCGGAGAACAGUCUGGAAGGAGCGAUCCCAGCGGAGGUAGGCAACUUGCAAACUCUGAGGCAGCUGGUUCUUAGUCACAAUCGUCUCGCUGGUCGCGUCCCUCUAACCAUUGGCGGCCUGACGAGUCUCGUCAUACUCGACUUGAGUGAGAACAAGCUAACCGGAGAGAUCCCGUCUCAGCUGUAUUCGCUUGCGGAGCUCCGGAAGAUGGACUUGAGUCACAACCGGCUACAGGGUCCAAUUGCUGAUGAUAUCUGCAACCUCCAGGCUCUCCAGUUCCUCGACUUGAGCUAUAACAAUCUCAGCGGCCGUCUUCCGGACAAGUUGGGACAGCUCGCCAGCCUCCAGUAUCUGUUUCUCGGAAGCAAUCUCAUCGGUGCGGAGCUUCCGAACAUCUGGGACAGUCUCGGGAACUUAAUCGCAGUCGGUCUCUCCAAUUCACGCUACGCCGGACCAAUACCAGCGUCUAUCGGUGCGUUGCAGAAGCUCAAUUCCCUGUCUCUCGACGGCAACCAGUUCUCCGGACGGAUCCCUUCCAACAUCGGCACGCUGCCAAACCUCUACCACAUGAAUCUCAGCGCAAACUCCUUGUUCGGCCCGGUUCCAUUCACUUCGAGUUUAGUCGGAAGGCUUGGACGCAAUCUCAUCGUCAGGAAUAACACAGGACUGUGCUACGAGCACUCGAUGGUGAGUGACGUCCCGGAUGCCUUGGGAUUAGCACCUUGCAGUUCACUUUCGUCCUCGACACAGGGUGGAUCUCCAGCCGGUUUGCCUGCUAGCAACAGUGUAGCGAGCUUCUCGUCGGCAGUCUUUCAUGUUUUCGCGAUCUUGCUCCUACAGAUGCAGAGGCUGUGAGGAAAUAUAAAAAUUCACUCCACAUAUUGCGCGAGUACCUUGCCGACUCCACAAGUUUGGAUUCUGCUGUACAGACUAUAGGCUCUUGGAGAUGAGUUUUUUUCUUUUGUUUUUGUUUCCUGCAAAAGUUGCGAACGUGAUUUCCAAUCGCAUCGCUCAAACUAGUGUUCUGACUAAUGACCGUGAUUAAUAAGACACCUAUUUAAGCUAA